Molecule: messenger RNA, 516 nt
Organism: Prorocentrum cordatum
Lineage: Eukaryota; Dinophyceae; Prorocentrales; Prorocentraceae
Source: the annotation of a GenBank genome assembly
GCGCUGCGACGCGUGGGCGUGGGGCGACAUCCGCGACGUACCGGGAUUGACGGACUUCUGCUUCUUGAAGGCCCUGGAGGCCAGCGCGCUGAGGAGGAUGCCCAGGCUCGGCGUGAUCUCAGGGUUGUCGUGCUCCUCGUUCAAGGUCAAGGCCAUCAGCGACGACGACAAUCUCGAGAUCGUCGCAGCGGCCGACGCAGCGAGGCCCGGCUCCGUGGAGGCGGCGCCCACGGCCACUCCGGAGGCGGCGUCCAGCCAGGUCGACUGCCUGGCACAGGAGGACGGCGUGGAGUAUGGAACCGGCGAGAUCAUGGCCGAGGUGGAGGUGACCAGCGCUGCCCUGUGCCGCGAGGCCUGCGAGGACUUCAUGGGCUGCGGCGCGUGGACGUGGGGCUCCGUCCGAGGCCUGCCGGGGCUGACGGACAUGUGCUUCGUCAAGGGCGCCGUGGACGCCGCGCGGGCGGGCCGUGUGCGCCACGGCGUGGUCUCCGGGUGGGCGGUGGCCGUUGCCUCACG